This is a messenger RNA of Daphnia pulex (common water flea), 6005 nucleotides long. It is a transcript of the gene Mcr, whose product is annotated as pregnancy zone protein-like. The record is from RefSeq and is a predicted model, not a curated record. Gene Ontology annotation, cellular component: extracellular region. NCBI's taxonomy places the organism in Eukaryota, Metazoa, Arthropoda, Branchiopoda, Diplostraca, Daphniidae. Bases 574 to 5550 code for a protein of 1658 amino acids. Gene Ontology annotation, molecular function: endopeptidase inhibitor activity; protein binding. The transcript is spliced from 12 exons.
GGACGGUGCGUCCUAGUCCUGCCAGCUGCAGUUGCUCCUCAGUCGGCCUCCCGGAAAGUCACACGAGUUUUCUACGUGUCAUACAGUUUUUGUGCAAGUUACAUGCUCUUACGCAGCUGGGAUUUCUCCUGCCAGUCAACCGUUCAAAAAAAGACAUUCUUUCAGUUUCACUUAUUUAUUUUUUGAAUUUAUUUCCGUCCUGGCAGUGCACAAAUAAGAGGAUAAACUGUCAAGUGUUUUUGAAUGUGACGGAAUUUCUGUUGACAGGAGUGACGGGAGUGUUCCAUCAUCAGCGAGGUCGUGUCACGAGGUGUUUCGUUCGUCCUCAGACGGGAUUUUAUGAGGUUUUGUGCGUUACGCUGGGCUGCGCCGGUGUAAUAUCUCUGUCUGCCUGAUAUUCUACUCUUCAGUGUGUGUUUAUUUUCUGCCGCUUAUUUACGAUACGCGUCCGGUCAUCAUCGAGCCGGCGUGUGCUGUCCAGUGAUGCGACAGUAGCAGAUCUCGUCAUUUUCUCCCAGAAAGAAGAGAGACCGACCCCCAAAAUAGAAGAAUUCAAACACAUUUAUCGCAACAAUGAAGCCUUUCUUCGGUGCCGCAUCGUCCCUUAUCCUUUUAGUUUUGCUGGACUCGACAGCGGCCCAACAGCGGCAGCAACAGCAGCAGCAGAAUCCCCCCACGCAAUCGACGCGCAUCAAUUUCCAGGACCCCAUUAGAGACAAUAAUCAAAGGCCAAAUCUUUUUAAUAACAACAUUGAUCCGUUCUCCCGGCGACCGUUUGGCGUCGGUGACAACGCCAAUGCCAUUUUUGAAGAACCGACGUAUUUCAUCGUGGCCAGUCGGAUCAUCCGGCCCAGUCAAAUUUAUCGAGUGGCUGUCUCCAUUUUGAGUUCGCCCAUCACUCUUUCAGUCCGUGCCUCCAUUUUACGUAACGGCGUCGACAUUGGCUCGGCCACGCAAGAGUGCAAGCCGGGCAUUCCGGAAACCCUCCUCAUUAAAAUUCCAAGCACAACGGUUCCAGGCCAGUACCGACUCCGCGUCGAAGGCAAUACCGAUCGAGCCCUGGGCGGGACCGCUUUUCUUAAUGAGACUCUUCUCAACUUUUCCCAGCGUUCCAUGACGAUUUUCAUCCAAACGGAAAAGCCCGUCUACCACCAAAGUCAAAUCGUGAGAUUCAGGACUAUCCCAAUCAACACGGAGUUGCGUGCAUUCGACGAUGCCGUCGAUGUCUACAUGAUUGAUCCCCGGGGCUUCGUUGUACGCCGCUGGCUCUCUAGACAGUCCAAUUUCGGUGCCGUCAGCUUGGACUACGCCCUGUCUGACCAGCCCACCUUUGGCGAGUGGACCAUCCGCGUGACGGCCCAGGGUCAGACCGAGGAGGAACAUUUCCACGUCGAGGAGUACUACCAGACCCGAUUCGAGGUCAACGUCACGAUGCCGGCCUUUUAUUUCGAUUCCGACGAUUUCAUCCACGGAACUGUCAUGGCCAAUUACACGAGUGGUGCCCCCGUUCGAGGCAAUUUGACCCUUAAGGCCACCUUCAAGCCCAUCCGAGCUACGCCUUUGAUUCCGGACAGGCCGGGCUCGAUUCGCGACUCUGUCAUUGAAAGGAAUCUCACCUUCAAGGAAGUCCGCGGAGGAUGGUUCACGCCACACACCCGCGAGGGAUCUGAAGUCCUCAAAGACUUUCGAGGCUUUUACACGUUCAAAUACCCGAUGGCGGAAUUGCAAAGAAUGGUGCCCAAGCUGGACGGAAUCGAGCUUCGAAUUACGGCCAUCGUGGGCGAUCGCUACCGUGAAGACUACGUCGAAGGGUUCUCGACGGCCCGCAUCUACAACUCGUCUUUGAAACUCAACUUUCUAGGAGGAAGCCCGCAAGUCAUCAAGCCGGCCAUGCCUUUCACUUGCUUCUUGGCCGUGUCGUUCCAUGACGGAUCGAUUUUACCAGCGGAACGAUUUAGAUACGACCGAUUAGAGAUCCGGCCGACGGUGCAGUUCCGCUCGAGUGCUUCACGAACGCUUGAGGUCCGCGAGGCUAAAGCCCUUCCAGAACAGCCGGGCAUUUGGGAGUUUACAAUUGACUUACGGUCUGAACUGGCCCAGACGACUGGCAGCAAUGUCGGGACGGGAGAUAAGCGCGUCAAAGAUUUGGUGAAUGAAAUUAGCGCCCUCAAAUUAAUUGCCAAUUACAAGGACGGGUACGGAGAACGAGCCACUGCCGAGAUGCUGGCCAUCACUCACUAUUCAAUUGGCGACAAACACAUUAAAGUUCUCACUUCAACCAGAAGCCCAAAGGUGGGAGAAUACCUUAUCCUGCACGUGCGGACCAAUUUCUACGCCGAGACGUUCAAUUACAUUGUCGUUUCAAAGGGGAUCGUCCUCGUAACUGGCUCUCAAAGCAGUUCGCCCAGCGUGACGACUCUGUCGAUCCCGCUGAGCGCCGAAAUGGCCCCAGUCGCCACGGUGGUCAUCUACCACGUCGCCAAGUACGGCGAAGUCGUUGCCGACAGUCUCACCAUCCCCGUCAACGGAAUUUCCCGCAACAAUUUCACGCUGACUCUCAAUCCCAUGAAGGACAAGACGGGCGACACUGUCGAAGUGGUCGUGCUCGGAGAUCCUGGCUCCUACGUCGGUAUUUCAGCCAUCGACAAAGGAUUUUUCAACAUGCAGGCUGGAAACGAAUUGAGUUACGCCGAAGUCAUUACCAAAAUGACGUCGUUUGAUGAAUCCCUCAACGGAACUCUGCGCCAUUACUGGACGUCCCGCGAAGGCGACGCCGAGACGGUGGUGAAUUAUCCGGCGUCAACAUUCGGCAUCGAUGCCAAUCGAACGUUCGAAUACGCCUCGCUAGUCGUCUUUACUGACGCUUUCGUUGUCCGUCGUCCGGAUGCUUGUAACAUUACCCUGGGCUUUUUGGCCUGUAUGUCCGGAUCGUGUUACCGAUCCGAGCGCCGCUGCGACGGCCAGUACGAUUGCGAUGACAGAUCCGACGAAGCUGGAUGCCCGUCCAACACUCGCCGGGAGUUGGCCCAGUAUCGCCUCAAGAGGAUCAACCGUCUGCUUCGCAUGUACGAGAACUCUUGGCUGUGGAAGGACAUCAACAUUGGCCCCCACGGCCAUUCCAUCUUCAGCGUCCAGAUCCCUGAAAUCCCCACCCACUGGGUCGUUUCGGCCUUUUCCGUCAGCCCCAAAAACGGAUUCGGUCUCGUCCGAUCUUCCCGCGAAUUCGCCGGUUACCGCCCGUUCUACAUGAACGUUGAAAUGCCGACCAAUUGCCGGCAAGGUGAGCAAGUGGGCAUCCGGAUUACUCUCUUCAAUUACGCCACCAUCGAAGCGGACGUGGUGGUGACGCUGGCCGACUCGCCCGACUACAAGUUCGUUCACGUCGAAGAGUUUGGUGAAGUUAAAUCUUACGAGGCCCGGACAUCUCGCGGAGAAAAGCAACAUCUGACCUGGAUUCCGGCCCAGGGAUCUCAAGUCGUGUACAUCCCCAUUGUCCCGACCAAGCUGGGCGAGAUCGAGGUGACGAUCCAAGCCAAAUCGUUGAUUCGCAAGGAUCAAGUCGUCCGUCGCAUCCGAGUGGAGGCCGACGGUGUUCCGCAAUUCCGCCACACUUCCGUCAUGCUGGACUUGAGUAACCGCGCCUGGUUCUUGCAGUACGUGUACGUCAACGUGACUGAGACGCCCAUCAUUCCGUACGAGAAGGAUCGUUACUACGUUUUCGGUUCCAACCGAGCCAGGGUUUCGGUGGUCGGUGACGUUGUCGGCCCGGCUUUCCCCAACAUGCCCGUCAACGCCACGUCGCUGUUGACUCUGCCGAUGGAUUGCGCCGAGCAGAACAUGUUCAGUUUCGCCGCCAAUCUCUACACCGUCAAGUACAUGCGCCUGACAACACAAAGGAAACGGGAAAUUGAUCGACAGGCCUUUUACCACCUCAAUAUCGGCUAUCAACGUCAGCUGUCGUUCCAGCACAGAGACGGGGCCUUUUCCUAUUUCCGAGCCGAUUGGGAUUAUUCGUCAAAGUCGGUUUGGCUGACGGCCUUCUGCGCCCGCAUUCUGGCCGAAGCCAAUUUCAACGAAUGGGAGAAUUACUUAUACAUCGAUCCUGGGGUCAUCGCAAAGGCCGUUGACUGGAUGAUUCAAUUUCAGUCACCCGAAGGGGCGUUCUACGAAGUGGCGCCCCGUUUUGCCGAUCGCAAAAUGAACAGCACGACGUCGUGGGGCUUCAACGAUCCCAUUCGCUAUCGCAACAUUUCGCUGACGGCACAUGUCGUCAUCGCCCUGACAACAAUUCGUGACUUGCCUGGCGAACUGGGCCCCAGAGUGGCCGUUUCCCGUUCUCGCGCCAUCUCCUGGCUCGAUCGCAAUCUCAACUUGCUGGAAAAGUUUGGCGAUCCCUACGAAGUGGCCAUCGUCGCUUACGCCAUGAUGUUGGCCAAGAGUACGUCAGCCGAGGCGGCCUUUGGCCUUUUGCAACAAAAAGCCCGUGAGGACGGCGGAUUCAAAUAUUGGGGUAGAGAGCCUGUUCCUCUUCCUGCUCAGAGACUUGAAAAUCAACGCCCUUUCCUCCUUCCUCGAUUGCCUAAUGCCUUUGACGCGGCCAACGUCGAAACCACGGCCUAUGCCUUGCUGACAUAUGUUGGCCGUCAGGAGCUUUUCGUCGAACCCAUCGUCAAAUGGAUCAACACCCAAAGGUUGACGGAUGGCGGCUGGGCUUCUACGCAAGACACUAUCAUCGCCACUCAGGCCUUGAUCGAGUACACUGUGCGCCACCGAAUUCGUGAGGUGACAUCGUUGACUCUUCACGUGGAGGCGACGUCCAAUCCGCAAUUGCAGCGGACCAUGUACAUCACGGAAAACAAUUUGGCGACGCCGCAGUUUAUGGACAUACCCAACGCCUGGGGCACGGUGAAAAUCCAGGCUCGCGGAGCCGGUUACGCCAUUGCCCAGCUCUCGUUGCAGUACAACGUGGAUGUCAACCGCUUCGUGACACCUCCGGCUGUGAGGGCUUUCUCUGUCGUGCCCCGUUUAAGUUUUUCGGGUCGCAACAAUUCUCACAUCAAUUAUGACAUUUGCUCGAGCUGGACCAACCAGCGAGAGUCGAAUCAGUCUGGAAUGGCCGUGCUGGACGUUGCCGUCCCUACUGGCUAUUAUAUGCAACAGCAGGUGCUGGAUGAGUACAUUCUGUCUAGGAAAGUGCGCAAUCUCCGACGGGCCAAAUUCCUUGAUCACAAAGUUGUUUUCUAUUUCGACGCCCUGGACGGCGAUGACACUUGCGUGAAAUUUACGUUCGAGCGCUGGCACCCCGUUGCCAACAUGACCCGCUACUUGCCCGUCCGCGUCUACGACUACUACGCUCCCGAACGCUUCAACGAAACAGUCGUGCAGACCUAUGAGCUCUACGUGAUGGACAUUUGUCAGGUUUGCGGGAGCUAUCAGUGCACCUAUUGCCCUACUUACAAUCACGCCACUAGGGGGUUAAUGACAUCAUCGCUCACGAUGAUUGCCGCCCUACUAAUCUCUCUUGUCUUUACGGCCAUCUAUCAAAGAUGAACGAAUUUUUCCUCCUUCUUUUAACGAGAUUAUCCGUGAAAAUUUUUUAAUUGGAUCGAAUCUUCAACAAACCCCCAACCCCCCUUCCAAUGUAUCUCUUUUGACGAUCUUGAAGAUGUUUGCCAGUUGAAUGAUAUGAUGCCGUCCAUACUUUUGUGUCUAGAUUUUUUUCACAAUGUAUAUCAAACUUGAUGCAAUGCGCCCUUCUUUCAUUUUUAUUUUAUUUUAUUAUUUUUUUUACAUAACAAAUGUAUUCGUGCCAUUGUAGUUACUAUCAUGGCGAUGAAAAUUUGCGAGCAGUGUGUAGAGGCUUGUCACCUCUGAUGACCAUUUCUUUUCAAUCACUUCCCUCAUUCUAUAACCUCUUUCAGAACAAAAAAGGAUUCACUUUUUUAUUACCGGCGUCCUGUUUUUAAUUUUUAGCAAAUAGCGAAAUACAGUUUUUGUGACUUUGA